UCCGCUCUUUCACGGUUCUUAUUAUCGAGAAAAGCAGAGAAAAAGGUUUCCCCCAAAAAAGGCCAUGGCCGAAAAGAAAAUUUCCCCGAAAAUUAAAUCAGAAAUUCUCGAAGAAAUCUCGCCGAAGCCUUCGACGGAGGCGGUGGUUUAUGGGCAGACGGCUUCCGUAAUUGAUCUCAGUAGUAGUAGUAGUGAUUCAGAUUCCGAUGACUUGCCGCUUUCAGAUGAUGACGUGGCGGGAGACAAUUCGAGGCCGAAGAAGAAGAAGAAGAAGGUGGACGGGUCGACUGCGAAUGUGAAAUUGCCGCUAGGGUUUCUUGAUCCUUUACCAACUAAGGAAACGAGGUUGUCUUCAUCAUCACCGGCACCGUUGGCUGUGCAUGUGCCGGGGGAUGAUGCUCUUUUAGCCUUGCCGGCGCCGAAGGGAAAUGCGGCGGUGAGUUUGCAGUGUAAUGCUAAGCAGUUUUGGAAGGCUGGAGACUAUGAAGGAGCUCCUUCCGGUGAUUGGGACUCAUCUUUCGGAGGGAUGGAUCACGUGAGGGUUCAUCCCAGAUUCCUGCAUUCAAAUGCCACAAGUCAUAAGUGGGUCCUUGGAGCAUUUGCAGAGCUCUUGGACAACUCACUUGAUGAGGUCUGCAAUGGAUCAACAUAUGUUAACAUAGAUAUGAUUGAAAACAAGAAAGAUGGGAACAGAAUGUUGCUGAUUGAAGAUAAUGGUGGGGGCAUGAAUCCUGAUAAAAUGCGUCAAUGCAUGUCACUUGGGUAUUCGGCGAAGAGCAAAAUAGCUGAUACUAUUGGGCAGUAUGGAAAUGGCUUUAAGACUAGUACAAUGAGGCUUGGAGCUGAUGUUAUUGUUUUCUCACGGUCUCGUGGCAAAGAAGGAAAUAGGUCCACACAAAGCAUUGGUUUAUUGUCCUACACAUUUUUGAGAGGCACAGGAAAGGAAGAUAUUGUAGUUCCCAUGCUUGAUUAUGAAAGAAGAGGCCAAGCGUGGGACAAGAUAAUAAGAUCAUCUGCCGCUGAUUGGAGUAGGAAUGUAGAUACUAUAGUGAAGUGGUCUCCUUUUUCAAGUGAAGCAGAUCUUCUUCAACAGUUUAAUUGGAUGAAAGAUCAUGGCACUCGAAUAUUCAUAUACAAUCUUUGGGAGGAUGACCAAGGACUUUUAGAACUUGACUUCGAUGCUGAUCCCCACGAUAUUCAAAUUAGAGGCGUUAACAGGGAUGAGAAGAAUAUACAAAUGGCUCAACAGCAUCCCAACUCCAGGCACUUCUUGACCUAUCGACAUUCAUUAAGGAGUUAUGCAUCAAUACUCUAUCUUAGGAUUCCACCUGGUUUCCGGAUUAUUCUCCGUGGCAAAGAUGUUGAGCAUCACAACAUAGUGAAUGAUAUGAUGAUGACCAAGGAGGUUACUUAUCGCCCACAGGCUGGUGUAGAUGGGAUCCCAAGAGAUGUCAAUAUGGUUGCCAUUGUCAAUAUUGGAUUUGUGAAGGAUGCCAAUGCUCACAUUGAUGUUCAAGGAUUCAAUGUUUAUCACAAAAAUAGACUUAUCAAGCCAUUUUGGAGAGUUUGGCAUCCUCCUGGAAGUGAUGGCCGUGGAGUCAUAGGGGUCUUGGAAGCAAAUUUUGUUGAACCAGCUCAUGAUAAGCAGGGGUUUGAGCGUACGACAGUUCUUUCAAGGCUUGAAAAGAAAUUAGUAGAAAUGCAAAAGCACUACUGGACUAGCAACUGUCACAAGAUUGGCUAUGCUCCGCGACGUAGUAAAAAAUCAGCUAAUGAGGAAGACAAUUCUCCUGACUCUUCUCUAAAAUAUAAAUCGGCAAAGAAUGCUGAGAUGAAUGAUAAGGCACCUGAUUCAGGAAAGAGAUCCUUGCGCUCUAACUCAGUGGACGUUAGUCAAAAUGGGCAUACAGAACAGGGGAAUAAUAGAAGUAGAACACCUGGAAAAAGAUUGAGUUAUUCUGAACGAUCAUCACCUGCUGCUGAGGAUGUUAGUGAUGAUGAUGGUCCAACUAAUGUCCACAAGAGUCAAAGAAAUGAUUUUUCUCAAAAAUCAUCAUCUACCAGGAAAUUACAUGGGAAACACAGCUCUCAAACCUGUUCAAGGUCAAGGUCUGCGAUAGCUGGGCACAAUUUCUCUAAAGGUGGAAAACCUGUUGGAAUUACAACAGAGUUGGACUCUGAGAGUGAGGAUGUUGGAAAUGGAUCCUCAGAGGUAUUGGAUCAGUUGAAAGAAGAAAAUCAUGUUUUGAAAGAAAGAAUUGAAAGAAAAGAGGAAGAGAUCUUAGGGGAUCUACUAAAAGAUUUAGAUGAAGAAAAGAAGAGAUGCAAGUCAUUAGAAGCACAGUUGGAGGGAGCAAAAGAAGAAAUUCAAGAACUAAGGAAGGAACAAGAGAGUUUGAUAGAUAUUUUCUCUGAGGAGAGGCAGCGUCGUGAAAUUGAGGAGGAAAAUUUGAGAAAGAAGUUGAAGGAUGCAUCAAAUACCAUCCAAGAUUUGCUUGACAAGGUGAGACUACUGGAGAAAACAAGGUCCAUUUCAAAUGGCAAACGGGAGCGUUGAUUUGGAUUAGUGAUUCUUAUGGAUGCUGUAAAGAUGCAUUUGUAAUUAGUGUAUCUGUACUUAAACAUUUUGUGUUUCUACCUCUAUUAGUAUAUCUAUCGUGUAUCGUGAUUCUGAGGGCUGCUAUAGUUCAAAAAAACCACCUCCUUAAAUCUCUCCUUUUGGGACCGGAAAAGAAAAAAAAAAAAACGAGAGACGGAGGAGGUCCUUUCUUUAAAUGGAAAAAGGCUAAGUUGUCGUCAUCAA
Coffea eugenioides is the source of this 2803-nucleotide messenger RNA. Its product is annotated as protein MICRORCHIDIA 7-like. The coding region runs from base 65 to 2557 and encodes 830 amino acids. Lineage: Eukaryota; Viridiplantae; Streptophyta; Magnoliopsida; Gentianales; Rubiaceae. Gene Ontology annotation, molecular function: ATP hydrolysis activity. The transcript is spliced from 20 exons. The record is from RefSeq and is a predicted model, not a curated record. Gene Ontology annotation, cellular component: nucleus.